This is a messenger RNA of Danio aesculapii, 3076 nucleotides long. RefSeq names its product E3 ubiquitin-protein ligase TRIM35-like. The record is from RefSeq and is a predicted model, not a curated record. Lineage: Eukaryota; Metazoa; Chordata; Actinopteri; Cypriniformes; Danionidae. The coding region runs from base 373 to 1737 and encodes 454 amino acids. The transcript has 6 exons. Gene Ontology annotation, molecular function: zinc ion binding.
GGAUCCUUUGAUUGGAGGAUCGUGAUUAGCUAAUGUGGGCCAGCUGGGUCAAUCAUGAAAUUAGUUUAAUAUUAAACUUCACUUUGUUAAAAUGUAACCUGAACUGCUGAUGUUGUUUGCCCUGUUUUAUCACACACCUAAAGAAGAUCAGAAGCUCCGCCCUCUUACAGCCCUGAUCAGGGAAAGACUGACUUAUUAUUCCUGCUUUCUGUCACACUGACUCUCUUCAUUUCUGUACUGGGUUAAAACAGAAUCAGAAAUCAGUGGAGAAUGAAGACAAACCCAUUCAAGACGAAUUUCUGAGAUAUUUCUGAAAAGGCAACAGAUCUUUGUUAUUAAUUUUUGAAGCAGAAAGUAAAGCUGAGAUCAAACAUGGAAAUGGCUUCAGUAAAUGUAUCUAAUGAACUUUCUUGUCCCGUGUGCUGUGAAAUCUUCAAAAAUCCUGUUAUUUUAUCAUGCAGUCACAGUGUGUGUAGAGAGUGUCUUCAACAGUUCUGGAGAACCAAGAAAACUCAGGAGUGUCCUGUUUGCAGGAGAAGAUCAUCAAAAGAAGAACCUCUGGUUAAUCUUUCAUUAAAAAACCUGUGUGAGUUGUUCCUGAAGGAGAGAAAUGAGAGAUGUUCAUCAGGAUCAGAGGAGAUCUGCAGUUUACACAGUGAGAAACUCAAACUCUUCUGUCUGGAGGACAAACAACCUGUGUGUGUGAUGUGUGUUACUUUACAACAACACGAGAAUCACAAAUUCAGACCCAUCAGUGAAGCGGUUUCUUCAUACAAGGAGGAGCUCAAUACAGCACUGAAGUCUUUACAAGAGAAACUGAAACAUAAGGAAAAAAUUAAAGCAGAGUUUGAGAAAACAGUUCAACACAUCAAGUUUCAAGCUGAUCACACAGAGCGUCAGAUUAAACAUGAGUUUGAGAAGCUUCAUCAGUUUCUCCGAGAUGAAGAAGAAGCUGCAAUCACUGCACUGAGGGAGGAAGAGGAGCAGAAGAAGCAGAUGAUGAAGGAGAAGCUGGAGGAGAUGAACACACACAUCUCAGCUCUUUCACACACGAUCAAAGACACGGAGGAGAUGCUGAAAGCCAAUGGCGUCAGCUUUCUAAAGGAGUUUCCAGUCUCAAUGGAAAGAGUCCAGAUCUCACAGCCGGAUCCACAGACGCCUUCUGGAGCUUUGAUUCAGGUGUCUCGCUACUUGGGGAACCUGUCGUUCAGAGUCUGGAAGAAGAUGCAGGACAUCGUCCACUUCACUCCUGUCAUUCUGGACCCAAACACUGCUCAUCCACGUCUGGAACUGUCUGAUGAUCUGACCAGUGUGAGGUUCAACAGCAAAAAUCCACCUAUUCUUGAUAAUCCAGAGAGAUUUAACAGGGAUCGGUGUGUUCUGGGUUCAGAGGGUUUUACCUCAGGAAAACACUGCUGGGAUGUGGAGGUCAAAAAGGAAUGUUACUGGUGGAUUCUUGGAGUAACUACAGCAUCAAAGGACAGGAAAAGAAUUAAUUUCUUUAACACUGGUGUCUGGUGUGUGCAGUGUGGUACUACUGUAGGCUCUGGCUUUACUGUUAAACAGAAGCUUGAGCGUGUGAGAGUUGAUCUGGACUGUGACAGAGGAACAGUGUGUUUCUCUGAUCCUGUAACGAACACACAUCUACACACAUUCACAACCACCUUCACUGAGUCUGUCUUUCCUUUCUUUUAUAGUCUUGGCUCUCUGAGGAUCUUACCAUUCAGUAGUCAGUGAAAGUUACUCCUGUAAGUCUGGAUCUUCUUUCUUCAUGUUUUCAAUAUUUAAUCCACAUUUAGCCCUAAUUACACUUUUGUAAUUAAGUAAAAGUAAAGAAGUACGGCCUCAAAAAUGUACAAAAGUAAAAAGUACCCGUUUCAACCACAGUCCAAAGACAUGUGGUAUAGAUGAAUAAUAGGUAACUAAAUUGGCAGUAGUGUGUGUGUGUGUGUGUGUGUGUGUGUGUGUGUGUGUGUGUGUGUGUGUGUGCGUGUGUGUGUGUGUGUGCGUGCGUGCGUGCGUGCGUGCGUGUGUGAAUGGUCUGAGCUGGAAGGGUAUCCACUGUGUAAAACGUGCUGGAAUUAUUGGUGGUUCAUUCUGCUGUGGCGACCCUGUAUAAAUCAGGAAGUAAGUGUAAGGAUAGUGAGUGAGAUAGGUAGGUAACUAGACCUCACAUCCUAUUGAUACAUUAAUAUAAACUAACAUUUCCAAUUUUUAUGCAAAAUAUAGUCAUAUUUGGUUUUGAAAUUCUCAAAACUUCCUGUUCAAUCUUCGAUCAUCAUUCUUCAAUCAGCAAUUUCUCAUUGUGAACAAGUUGCAAAUGCUUUUGUAGAAUCAUGCAAAUGAUUAUGUGCAAUUCUCUGAUGUUUCCUACAUUAUAAAUUGCUUAUGUCAUUGUUGAUUAGAAUGUAUUAUUUUGGUCUCUCAAUAGUCUCACUCCCCACAACAUUCAAUCAUUUGUUCAUAGAUUAAGUCUUUACAUGAGAAAUGGCUGAACAAGCUUUCAUAAUAUUUUGUCAUUAUUACUUUUUUUUUUUAUACAUUUCCAUUCAACUUUUUUCUAAAUCUGUCUGCAACUUUUUCUAAUGAAGGUCUAAAAGGAGGUUGUCCUGUGUUCACAUAGUUUGUUCUUUGUGCUGUGCAGUGCUGUUUUUUUUCCCCUUUCUGUAUCACAAUAGCCGCGUUUCCACUAUCGCGCCUAAAGCGAGCGAGCCAGGGCGAGCCAAGGCCAGUCGCGUUUCCACUAUCACUUCCGGGUCGUAAUCGGGCCAAAGCGGGGCUUCCUUGGGGCCAGCGUCCGGCCUUUUUCGGCCCGUCGAAUACCUUGGGCCAAGGAGGGCCAACUGGGGCUUCGGGGCGGGGUUACGUACAAAGGCGGAGUUUUCCUGUCAGGUAAAGAGGAGACAAGAUGCUUUCUUCCCUUACAUUUGUUUUGCUAUCGUCGUUCUCGUCGCUCGGCUGCUCUUUUGUGCCUUGCAGCCAACAUCUGUGUUCGAAGUAAAUACCGCCGAACUCGAAUGUCCUUAUCCAGGGAUCGCUGUCUGGCCUUACACCAACAGACCACAAACAGUAAAAA